Linepithema humile (Argentine ant) is the source of this 1284-nucleotide messenger RNA. Lineage: Eukaryota; Metazoa; Arthropoda; Insecta; Hymenoptera; Formicidae. The record is from RefSeq and is a predicted model, not a curated record.
UCAACCUAAUAAAGAACGAUAUCACGGACAAGGAAGACAAGAAUGGAAGAAAAAAGAAUUCAAAACCAACGUACAAUGCGAUUUCUGCAAACGCUAUGGACAUAAAGAAGAGGAAUGCCGAACCAAGCAAUGGAAGCAGAAGAAUAUGGAUUUUCAACGGGGACAGCCAACAAUCAAUCCGCCAGGCACAUCGUCAACGCUUGCUCAAAUAGCGGCAGAAGAGAAACAAUCAGGCCAAUGGUUCGACUAAAAUUCGACGAACUACUGGAAACUGGAUUUUUAAUCGACACCGGCAGCGAAAUUACAAUCAAGAUGAAGGAGAUGAAGAAGGAUAAAAGAACGAACUUACUGCUAACUCCAUUAUUGCUCAUUUUUAUAAUCAUGACUUUAACGGCUAACAGAACACAAGAUAACAAAUAUAAUAUACAAAAACUCGGUGCUACGGAAACAAUCUUCUUCGAAUAUUUAGGCAAAACGCGAAUCUUUCACGAAGAAAAAUUGGAAAUUUGAAAAUUGUAAUAGGUUACGACUUUGCUCGUAUUGUGGAAGAACUAGAAACGAUAAACAAUUUAUAUCUCAAAACAAUCACUGACUUAUGUUUACGUCAACAACAGGUGUCUCAUAUUAAGUUGCAUGCUCCUCUUAUCAGAGACUAUUAAAACGAAUAGAAAAUCUUAGCAACGUCAGGGGAGAGUUACGCAACGCUUUCUAUUUAGCGGGCAUAAGACUUAACAACUCCUCACGCGUAAGGCGCGGGAUUUUCGAUUUCGUAGGGGAAGUAAGCAAAACAUUGUUUGGUACUUUGGAUACCUCAGAUGCUACCUAUUACGAUAAUGAGUUAGAUCGUCUUUAUAACGAUCAAAAAUCAAUAAUUCAUUAUGUUAACAAUCAAACAAGCAUCAUCUUAAAUGCGAUUAAUGCAAAUAAUGCAAUGUUAAACAGAUCAAGAGAUCAAAUUGAACGUAUAAAUGAACAAUUUAAUAAAGUACGAGAUUUAUCAAAAACUAACGAGUUAAACAUAAGAAUUGAUGAAAUUAUGCUAGACUUGGAAAUUGCCCUUAACGAAUUACAAGAAAAAAUACAUAACGUAGAAGACUUGAUAUUCGAUGCCAAACGUGGUAUCAUUAAACCAUAUGUCUUAACACCUGAGAGACUAUUUUCAAUACUAAGAGAACACGAACAUGUAGAUAAUUUCCCAGUUAAACUGGAAGAAACUAAUUAUUUAGCAUUAAUAAAUAUUGUUACUAUCAACAUAGCGUUAAAUGGCAAACGUGCGUUAAUAGA